Penicillium cinerascens is the source of this 1431-nucleotide messenger RNA. Its product is annotated as Ytp1 family protein. The record is from RefSeq and is a predicted model, not a curated record. The transcript is spliced from 5 exons. Lineage: Eukaryota; Fungi; Ascomycota; Eurotiomycetes; Eurotiales; Aspergillaceae. Bases 1 to 1431 code for a protein of 476 amino acids.
AUGCAGUCACGAUCAGCCCCCCUCUGGGCUGCGCUGCUCUUCGCCAGCGUAGUCUCUGCUCAUGGCGGCCACGAGAAUGUCCCCGAGGGUUCGGCGGUUUCUCUGGAACCGAUGGACUCCACGCUAUGGGUGCAUAUAAUCCUGAUGGGUUUUGCGUUUGGAAUUAUUUUCCCGCUUGGCAUGGUCCUCGGUAUCGUCCGCUCGCGCUGGCACGUCCCCCUCCAAAUUGUCGGAACCGUUAUCGCUGUCGUCGCCUAUUUCCUCGGCCAUGCGCACAAGGGUCGUCAAUUUGGGCCGAAUGCCCAUGCCAAGUUUGCGAACUGGUUGAUGCUUCUGCUGGUCGUGCAGGUUACGCUGGGUUUCUAUCUCAAAUUGCAUCUUGAGAAGGCUGGACAGGCCCGUAUCCGCUGGAUCUUCGUUAUGGCUCAUGGAGUUAUUGGAAAGAUCAUGCCGGUUGUUAGCUGGAUGCAAAUGCUGUUUGGUGGCAUUGCUUCUCUCGGCUUCUGUCAGGAUGAUCACCUUGGCCAGUGUCUGGCGCACUUUAUCAUGGGCAGUGCGUUUAUCGGGUACGGCAUCUGUCUGACUAUCCUUUUGCUGGUUGGACAGUUCUGGUUGCGCCGGACUGGUCGGAGCCAGGAAUUCUUUGACUCGCUUGUUAUUGCGGCUUGGGGUUGUGUUAAUACCUUUACUGAGCACCGCUGGGGCGGUCCCUGGGCGCACAAUGAUCUGCAGCAUACUACCAUGGGUAUUGUCUGGUGGUGCGCUGGUCUGCUGGGUAUGUGGUUGAGUCGGAGCCGCAAUGGUCGGCCUAAGCGCAACCUCAUCCCGGCUAUUGUCAUUCUCAUGACUGGGUAUGCCAUGUCGGCACACCCACAGACUUUGAUGAUCAGUACCAUGAUCCACUCUCUCUUCGGAUAUACUCUCAUGGCGGCGGGUAUCACCCGUCUCAUUGAGAUCUCCUUUGUGCUGAGGGAUAAGCCUGCUGUCAGCAUGAGUGGCAAUGAUCCUAACAGCUUCCAGUACCUCCCACCAUUUUUGCUGUACGCCUCCGGGUUCCUUUUCAUGGGCGCCACCGAGGAACAGAUGCAGCUUCUCAACGAUGCAGGUAUCACACACGUUUCAUACGUGUUGAUCCUCUACAGCGUUGCCUUCAUCCUCUUCCUCUUCGUCAACAUCCUCCUCCACAUCUACGCCGUCCACGCCUGGCCCGAAGGCGAGCCAACUGACGCUCAAGAAGGCGCCAAAUACACCCACGCCAAUGGCAGAUCCAUGAACGGACGCGCACGCACCACCGAGGCCACGCGCAUCCAGGACGCCGAGGCCUUUGAGCUGCAGGGUCUGAUCAGCGACGAGGAAGAGGAAGCCGGGUCCUCGAUGGGACCGAAAAAGACCGACGAUGAAGAAAUGGCCAAGGAGAGCGCUCACCACUAG